AAAGUAGGAGUGCAACCAGCUCGGGGGCACACGGCUGGGGUGAGCCUGGGGAGGAAAGAGGCAGAAGAACAGAAAGCAGCAAAACAGAAGGUGAAAUAGCAAGAGACAAGAUUAAAGUCGAAUAAAGGCACAAGACAGAGAGAAGCAAAAGAGCAAAGGACAAAAGAGUGAAGAGCAAGAUGGGUCAGCAGUUCACCAAUGCUGCAGGGGAGCAAACAGAGAUGGAUGUUGCUGAACUGCAGGAAUGGUAUAAGAAGUUUGUGAUAGAAUGUCCCAGUGGGACCCUCUACAUGCACGAGUUCAAGCAGUUCUUUGGGGUCCAUGAUGACCGUGAAGCUUCGGAGUAUGUUGAAAACAUGUUCAGAGCUUUCGAUAAGAACGGGGACAACACCAUUGACUUCCUGGAAUAUGUAGCUGCCUUGAAUCUUGUUUUACGGGGCAAACUGGAGCACAAGCUGAGGUGGACGUUCAAAAUAUAUGACAAGGAUGGGAAUGGCUGCAUAGAUAAACCUGAGCUGCAGGAAAUUGUUGAGGCUAUCUACAGGCUGAAGAAAGUGUGUAAGUCGGAGGAGGAGGAGGAGGGGACUCCUCUGCUGACUCCAGAGGAAGUUGUGGACAGGAUAUUUCAGUUAGUGGAUGCGAAUGGGGAUGGUCAGUUGUCUCUUGACGAGUUCAUUAAUGGGGCCAAGAAGGACAAGUGGGUGAUGAAGAUGUUGCAAAUGGAUGUAAACCCCGGGGGAUGGAUCUCUGAGCGUAGGAGAAAGAGUGCUUUGUUCUGAGAAUUCCAUUUUGAUACAGCUGAUAAUGUGAUGCUGACUGUGACUGGCUCUCUUACUGCAGGCUGGUAGUAGCUUUUCUUUUGAACAAAAUCUUGGCAUCCAGAUGAAAACUUCAGUGGUUUAAGAAGCCAUAUCUCACUGUAAAAUCCAUGUGCUGCCUACUGCUGGUACCCAGAGACUAUUUUUGCCCUAUGAAUAAGUCUUUCUGUGUACACAAUACCGUGUUUGCCAGCUCUGGUUUUUUGUUACACCCCAAGGAACAAACCUCUUGUGGUUUUACUGCAGUAGAUCCUGGGCAGGGUUUUAGUCUGGUGACAGAUGGGAUUGGGAAGGAGGGAAUCCUGUUGCAGUGUUGCUGUCUUCAGUGCAGACCAGUGUUUGCAACAUUCCACCUGCAGAGGUACAAACACAUUGAACAAGAAGUGAUGAUGAAAGGGUGCUCUGGGGUCAGUAUGUGUAUUUAGUAGAUUAUGUUACUACUAAUGCAAGGUUAUUGAACACCUACACUAUGAGGGCACAGUGCUGUGGGCUGGGCAGUGGGAGUGGAGCCUCCUUACAUCCCCCUCCUGUGGACCUGGGUCUGCUCCUUGUACCUGCUCAGACACUUGGGUUCCUGGGAAGCUGCAAAAUGUCCUUUCCAAACACUGAGCAGCAGUGGAAGUGGCACCUCUUGGGAUCUGCUGUGUUGGACUGGCAUGAGUGUGAUGCUGCUCCAUUUGAGCUGGUUUCUUAUUGGAUCAUCCCCCUAGAACAGCUUCUCCUGCUCUGAAGACUGAAAGAGCUCAAGAAGCUCCAGGACUUACAUGGCACAUGGAAGAGUUUUGUGUGGAAGGAGAGAGAAGGGAAGAGCAGAGUUUGGCUUGGCAGUGUCUGCAGCGAGGGGAUUAGUGCUGCUGUGUUGGCAGGACCACGGAGAGGAGAAAGUGAAGAAGAAUCUGAGUUACUUAAGUAGUGCCAGUGGUUUUACACUGGACUCAAUUAGCCACAAAUGACAAAUAAAAUACACACAGGUUGUAGGCUGAGCUCUGCUAUUCUUAUGGCUAACCCAUAUUCCUCCAUAGGUGUGUGUAUGUGGAAAGAGAUUUUGAGUUGAACCAAUAUUUUAGUUCACUUUUGUUGGAAUAUUUGCAAGAAAACUUUCCCCAGGAAACACAAAUUUGUCUGUUCAGUUUUCCCAUGAGCUCAGUGGGCCAAGUCAUACCCAUGAAAAUAUUUGCAAACCUUUCAACUGUGACUGUGAAACCUUUCAUUAGUUGAAUACUUUGCUGGUUUGUGGUCUUGUCAAUUUAGCUGAUGUUUAAAUUCAGGAACAUGAGGAAGGAUUCAGGGUAAGACAUAGUCAGUGACAGAGUUCAAAUCCAUACACAUUUCUACUUCUAAACAGACUUUCUAAGAGUUCUCAGUAAAUGCACACAGCUUGUGCUACUUGCCUGAGUAGAUUAGACUCCUGGUUUCUGCUGCUGUAGGGCAGCUGGUUAGAGCUCACUGCAGUCAGGAGUUGAUCAGCCAAAUAUCAGACAGAAGAAUCUUGCUUCUGACUUGAGGGCCUGGAAGAAAAUAUCCACUUUACUGAUUUGUUUUUUUUCAGCUUGUGGACAAAUGUUUUCAUGAUAGGAUACAAACCCCUAAUUCCUUACAUUUCAGCUUCUCAACCAGUGUCACACAUUCUGCUCCUUGCACAAUUUCUAACUUUCAAGUGGAUGUUUUCUUACUGCAGAGGCAGUUUUCCUUAAAUGCUUUGACCUUUCUUGUUCUGCUUAGCUGGGCAGGUCAGGCAGGAGCUGCCUGGUGUCCCCACAGCAGCAGUCCUCUGCUGGGGUGGUAGAGGGCAUCCUAACACUGAGCACUCCGUCAGUUGUUGGCAGAAAUUUUAUAAC
Apus apus (common swift) is the source of this 2656-nucleotide messenger RNA. RefSeq names its product guanylate cyclase activator 1B (gene GUCA1B). Gene Ontology annotation, molecular function: calcium sensitive guanylate cyclase activator activity; calcium ion binding. Bases 180 to 779 code for a protein of 199 amino acids. Gene Ontology annotation, cellular component: cone photoreceptor outer segment; photoreceptor inner segment. The record is from RefSeq and is a predicted model, not a curated record. NCBI's taxonomy places the organism in Eukaryota, Metazoa, Chordata, Aves, Apodiformes, Apodidae. The transcript has 5 exons. Gene Ontology annotation, biological process: visual perception.